CAAAAUUACAUUUGGACAAAAAUUCCUGAGCAGAUUCAAGUCCAGUCCGAUUAGUUGCGCUGUAUGCGCUGCGAACAUUUCGGUACAUCGUAAACAGGUUACGUCAGGUGACAGCAGGAUUUCUACAUGAGGAGAAGUUGACAACAGUUGACAAGUGGAUGUGAGCCGCAAACAAGUGUGCAAUAAACAUGAAUAGAACACAGGAAAAAACUGCUCCAGAAGAUGAAAUUAAUCUCUUUAAUCCCGCUAUAUUGGAUAGAUUACCGAUAUCACACGUCGCCGGAUUACUCAUCAGACCGCUGAGAAGUACAGAUUAUGAAAAAGGUUUUAUAGUUCUUUUGACUCAAUUGACAGAUGUUGGAAAUGUUACUAAAGAACAAUUCUUAAAUAGAUUUUACAGCAUGAAGACAGCUGGUGGUUAUUAUGUUGUUGUUAUUGAGGAUAUCAAUUCUGGAAAAAUAAUUGCCUGUGCAACAUUAGUUGUAGAGCAGAAGUUUAUUCACAACUGCAGUGUGCGGGGCCGCUUGGAAGAUGUAGUGGUCAACAACAAUUACAGAGGUAAAUCACUGGGAAAAUUAGUGGUGACAAUUGUAGUGCAAUUAGCACGCUCUUUUCACUGUUAUAAAUUAUCCUUGGAUUGUGUAGAUCGUCUAGUGCCAUUCUAUGAGAAUAUAGGUUUUAAGCGGGAAACUAACAACGCGAAUUACCUUAAUAUGCGUUUUCACAGUGAAAAUGCUACGGAACAGUCCCAUUUGUAAUAGUGGGCAAAAUUAUUUUACUGUGGCCUCACUUAAUAGUAACGACCAAGCAUGAACUUCUCUUUAAAUUCAUGGUGCAACAUGAUUAGAAAACGAAAACAAGAAGCUAC
Linepithema humile (Argentine ant) is the source of this 868-nucleotide messenger RNA. RefSeq names its product glucosamine 6-phosphate N-acetyltransferase (gene Gnpnat). Gene Ontology annotation, cellular component: endoplasmic reticulum; endoplasmic reticulum-Golgi intermediate compartment; Golgi apparatus. The record is from RefSeq and is a predicted model, not a curated record. Gene Ontology annotation, molecular function: glucosamine 6-phosphate N-acetyltransferase activity; monosaccharide binding. NCBI's taxonomy places the organism in Eukaryota, Metazoa, Arthropoda, Insecta, Hymenoptera, Formicidae. Gene Ontology annotation, biological process: UDP-N-acetylglucosamine biosynthetic process.